This is a messenger RNA of Sorex araneus (European shrew), 1101 nucleotides long. Its product is annotated as C-type lectin domain family 4 member A-like. NCBI's taxonomy places the organism in Eukaryota, Metazoa, Chordata, Mammalia, Eulipotyphla, Soricidae. The record is from RefSeq and is a predicted model, not a curated record.
AUGACGUCCAACCUCAUGAACAACCUCCAAGGUCAGCAGCAAAUAUUGCAUCAACUCAAGGAGACACCUACUGGGAAGUCCCUCCCUAGCCCCUGGCAGAACCACCUGGGCAACUUCCUCCAGGCGGGCCAGCAGCUGGUCCAGCAGCUGCAGCCGCAUAUGCCAGAGUGGCUGGAGCAGCGGCGCUGCCAGAUUCGGAAGAGCAGAGCGUCUCUCCUCAAUAUGACGACAGAGAUCACUUACGCUGAAGUGAAAUUCAUAAACAAAGCCCAGGCCUCGGGCACCCCAUCAGAGGCUCCUGCAGCUCCCAAAGAGAAGACUUGCCCUCCCCAAAGUAACUCUGGUUGCCUCAAACUACUUCUUGCCGCAUUGCUGAUGCUUCUGCUGCUGACAAUCUCAUUUUUAAUCGCCUUUAUCAUUUUUUUCCAAAAAUAUUCUAAACUUUUUCAAGAAGGAGAGAUUGCACAAGAUCUGACUCACACAAUGUUGGAAUGUAAGAAAGAAAACUUGACUAUGAAAGGUAAAUCCUGGAGCUGCUGCCCAAAGAAUUGGAAGCCAUUCGACUCAAAUUGCUACUUUUUUUCUACUGAGAUAAAAAACUGGGCCGACAGCAAGAAGAACUGUACAGGGAUGCAGGCACAUCUGCUGGUGGUCGACAGCAAGGAGGAGCAGGACUUUAUUAACAAGAAUGUGAACAACAAUAAUAAUUAUUAUUUGGGGCUGUCAUAUCUGAAGAAUGGUCACUGGGAAUGGGUUAAUGAGACCCCAUACAAUCAAAGUGUCACGUUUUGGCACCCAGGUGAACCCAAUUUUGAUUAUGAACAUUGUGCUGUGUUAAAUUUUCGUCAGCAAUGGGGCUGGAAUGACAUCCCUUGUGAUCAGCGUCAGUAUUCAAUUUCAACAAAUAUUGCAUCAACUCAAGGAGACACCCACUGGGAACUCCCACCCAGCCCCGGGCAGAACCACCUGGGCAGCCUCCUCCAGGCAGGUCCGCAGCUGGUCCAACAGCUGCAGCCGCAGACGCUGGUGUGGCUGGAGCAGCGGCGCAGCCAGAUGCGGAGUCGGGCGCCCUGUGCCAGCCAGGACGAGCGGCAGGAGUGA